Molecule: messenger RNA, 6465 nt
Organism: Stegodyphus dumicola
Lineage: Eukaryota; Metazoa; Arthropoda; Arachnida; Araneae; Eresidae
Product: glycine receptor subunit alpha-2-like
Biological process (GO): monoatomic ion transmembrane transport
Cellular component (GO): membrane
Molecular function (GO): transmembrane signaling receptor activity; extracellular ligand-gated monoatomic ion channel activity
Source: RefSeq, a predicted model, not a curated record
UCUUCCUUUAUAUACAGACACAGCUGUAGUUUUGCAGCGAUAACCACUUACACUUAACUGUAAGCAUGUACUCCCAAACCUGACAACAGAUCUCUUGUAUAUCAGCUGGCUAAUUAAAGUUGUGAAUGUAAAGAGGAGAAAUUUUAUUUCCAUAAUUUAAUAAAAAUAUUUGUAGGAUAGUUGAUGUUAAUAUAAUAUACCUAAAGCCAAAAUGACAAAAUUUCUAAGAAAUCACAAAGCUGAAGUUUUCAUGAUCAUUCAAAUCUUCUUCACGCUGGCUACAGUCACCACGUGUUCACCAGGUGUCGUAAAUAAUAGUAAGGUGCAUGAUCUGGAUAUGUUGGACGAAGUUCUGAAAAACUACGAUAGAAGAGCUCUGCCGACAGGAACAGAAGGUAUACCAACAGUUGUAUCCUGUGAAAUUUUUAUAAGGAGUUUCGGAUCUAUCAACCCGUCAACAAUGGAUUAUGAAGUGGACCUCUACUUGCGUCAAACGUGGUAUGAUCAUCGCUUGAGACAACCGCACCUAGUGAAACCACUGGAUUUGAACGAUCCUAAAUUAGUGCAAAGAAUAUGGAAACCUGAAGUAUUUUUCGCCAAUGCAAAACAUGCCGAGUUCCAGUACGUCACAGUACCGAACGUGCUUGUCAGAAUUACACCUUCAGGUGAAAUUUUAUAUAUGUUAAGAUUAAAACUGCGUUUCUCCUGUAUGAUGGAUUUGUACCGCUAUCCCAUGGAUUCGCAAGUUUGCACUAUUGAACUGGAAUCUUUUUCCAAGACGACCGAUGAACUUCAUUUGAAAUGGACAGAUAAUCAUCCUGUCAUGCUAUACGACAACUUAAAGCUGCCCCAGUUCGAAAUCGAGAGAGUUAAUACAUCUAUCUGCAAAGAAAAGUUCCAUAUCGGAGAAUAUAGUUGUCUCCGGGCUGAGUUCUAUCUCCGUCGAUCUGUCGGCUAUCAUCUCGUUCAAUCUUACUUGCCUACUAUAUUAAUAGUGGUCAUCUCGUGGGUUUCAUUCUGGUUGGAUGUGAAUGCUAUCCCUGCGCGUAUAACUCUGGGAGUGACUACCUUGCUAACUAUUUCCUCUAAAGGCGCUGGAAUUCAGAGCAAUUUACCUCCUGUAUCUUACGUGAAAGCAAUGGAUGUCUGGAUGGGCGCCUGCACCACAUUUGUUUUCGCUGCACUUCUUGAGUUCACUCUUGUUAACUACAUGUGGAGGAAGCGUCCCGAAACUCUGCCAGGUAGAUCCAUGCCAACGAUUAUAGCCGUGAAAGCAUCUAAGGCAGUGCUGGAUACAGAAAAGGGAGAUGUGCCGGCUGUGUCCCCAGUGGUUCAAACAACAGCCAGAUUUGACACCAAGCUACAUGCCAAGCGUAUUGACAAAAUGAGCCGUGUUGUAUUUCCAGCCCUCUUCCUUGGAUUUAAUAUUGUGUACUGGAUGUAUUUUAUGUGCUAAAUGUACUGUAUAUUCCUACUAUUUAUUCUGCGCUUAUAAGCUUUUCUCGUCUUAAUUCGAAUUUAUUGUGAGGUACAUGUAAUGGCACUGACUGUUUAUGUAGAUGAAUAUUCUUUCUAAAUCGGAAUGUGUUAUAUUUUAGACAUUUGAACGAAGUGUAUUUAUUUUACUUAUAGAAAUUUAUUUAUUGUGUAUUGCUCAUUAUGACUAAAGGAAGUUUCAGGUUGUGUCAAGUAAUACUAAAAAAUUGUUCCCCUGUUUGUAGAUAAAACGUACACAACAUUAAAACAAAGCAGAGUGUAUAAAAGCAUUUAUUUUUUAGCUUUUCGGUCACUAAAUUUUAAUUUUCUACCACGUAAAAAUGUGUACAUUUUUGAAAAUAUUUUCAGUGCGGUAAUGUACUUAAAUUGAAAUCUGUUUCGUUGUAAAUAUUUUGACAUAUUUUUCAGUCUUCUUGAAAAAAAGAAAUUGGAAUUCUGUAAAUGUUGUGAACAGUAAGUUUAGAAGUUGUUCUGUUUUUAUUGCUGAUGAGUAUUGUUUGUUUUGUUAAAAUGAAAUGAAACAUGCAUUUAAUUUUCUAGAGAACUGCUAUUAUCACUAUUUUUCAAUUUUGUGUACAUGUAUUUCAAUGAGGAUUUCAAUUUUAUGCAGUUUAAUAAUUUUCCAACUAUUAUGUAAUGCUCAAUACUUCAAUGAAUGCAUUACGUCUCGCAAAGAAAUUUUUGUAAUAAGCAGGCAAAAUUUUCAUAAAAACGUAAGACAUUUUUAAAAAAUGCUCAAAUAUUUUAAAAACGUACUAGGUCAAUCUGUGUAAACAAAGCCAGAUAUUAUAAAAAUCCGAAAUGUAACUAACUGUUUUUUUUUACAACCAAUAGAAUGGUGGUGCUUUCAGAACUGCAUGAAUUAUUCUUUGAAGAAACAGGAGUUAAUUAUUCAAAUUUCGAUACAGUUUUGUAUAAACUUAAAACAUUUUUAAUAGAAAUAUAAAUGCAUUUAACAUAACAUUAUAAAACAAAUAUAAAUUUUCAUGCAAAAUUAAGCGCGAAACUAUCGCACUCUUAAUUGUAUGAUAAGAAUUAAGGGAAGUAAAGUUAACUAAAUGCAGUAUGUAAACAAAUGAGCCAUGAAAAAUGAGUUUAUCAUUAUAGAUUUAAACACUGUUAAAAUUGUAUAAUACUCUAAGAAUUCAAUGAUCUUUUUUAUGAGCAUAAAACAUAUAUUUCAAAUAUAAGCGUGAGCGUUUAAUUAAUUAAUUUAAUAAAACUUGUUAAUAACUAAUUAUGUAAACUACUAAACUUUUUUAAACUUUAAAAGAUACUAAAAUAAAUCUAGUAAAAGUUUAUAAUAAUAAAUUACAGACUAUAUUACGUAUUAUAUUUAAGUCAAAUAUUUGUCCCAUUCAUUAGUUAAAGUAAGUAAUGGGCAUACUUUUAUUCAUACUUUUCUUGCUCGUAGCUGAAUAAAGUCUAGAACAGUGGUUCGCAGCUUUUAUUGCCCCAAGCGUACCGUUUCAUCAUUGAUAGACGAUUAUUCCGCCGCUUUGCAAAACUCUAAAAAUACAUACACAAUUUUUUAAAUCUUCUGAUGGCCACCAGCGAGCUCAGCUGGCAUUCCGUUUACCCACCGCUGUGGGCGCAAAUGAACACAGCUCACAUUAAAAAUUUACGAUAAACAGAUACACUACGUAUUUGGAAGAAAGAACUGCUUAAUCUCGCAAUCGCCGAAGGGUUAAAUUUAGAUUAUUGUUUAACAUGUUUUCAUAAAUUAAAAAUAAAAAAACAUCGGAAAUAUUGAUAAGUACCAAAAAUUGAAUAAAAGUAGUUUUUAAUACUUCUAAUCUAAAACUAAAAAUUAACAGGUAAAUAAAAGACUCAACCGCAUUCUCCCUUGAAGCUAUGAAAUUCCUUUCCAAGGAAGUCCCUCCCCCCUUCGCUUGAGAACUUAGUUCUAGAAUUGCUCACUUUUGAUGAAUACAGUGUAUUUUUUAUGAAAUAAAUUUCUUUUCCCUCAUUUUUAAAUAGUAAAUAUUCAUGCAAUAAUAUUAAUAUCUCUGUAUCGAUAUAUAAGUAUGACAAAAUAUGUAUAGGGAUUCAAAAAUAAUUUGCAUAAAAGACGAAAUUUCAUGUAUAGGAUUUUUAUUAGUAAAUAAGUUAAGAAUAUUUUUUAACUUCAUUGGGAAACAAUUAGCUUUAGUGUUUAAUAGUAAGACAUUUACCACCAUUUUAGUACAUCCGUGUAAAACCUACUACUUUAACUUUGUUCGCAGGUAUUGUUUCAUGCCUUUAACUAUUUCAUAAACAGUUUGAAAUAACUUUUGAAUUUAUUUGUUAUGCUUACUUUAAACAAGUACUAACUUUAAACAAAACGUAAUCUGGUUACUUCACUAAUCAACGAAGCAAAUUAACGGUACUCGUACGUCCAAACUAUGAUUUACCAGUGUUUGCUUUGCCGCAUAAAAUGAGGUACAAUUUAUUAAGGGCAUCACUUUUAUGGCAAGUUAAAUUGUAUAUUAUGUUUCGCUAUUUACUUGCACCAAAGGAAUUAUUUAUAGAAAAGUAGCGCACAAAAGAAAAUUUUUGCUUAAAAACAAAUCAUUUUAGAGACAUUCCAAAAAUGAAGUCUUUGAUUCAGUUAAAAAAAGGGUUUAAACAGUAAAAGGUCUGACAGAAAUUGGUUUGGAUAAAUUUUACUUACGGUAAAGAUGCUUCCUAAUGGACGGAAAGGUUUCCUGGAGGAAUUUCCAAGAGCAGCUGGCUCAUAUUUAUAUACGUGUAACGUUAGUCAUAUUAAAAGCGUUCAUUCCCUGAAAAACGACUGUGGGAAGAACUAUAUGUUUUCUUGAUUUAAGUCAUUCAUCCGUGCCAAAAAUGUAACAGUUAGAUUAUGAAAAAUCGUUAUUGCAUAUUAACUAUCACUGCAUUGACACUAUUGAUAUGUAUCUAACGAUCGAAUGGAAAGUGAUGCAAUAUUAACAUGUGAUGCAUAUUGAAAUCCUCAUGUGAGAUUGACUUUGUUUAUCUUUAUAACAAUUACGUUUUAGAGUUUUUGUACAGAUUUUUAAUUUAAGAAGGAUACUUCAACUAUAACGAAGUAUUGCAUGGAUGCUUUGUAAAUAAUGGAUACGUUUUUGGCCUGAGUCAGAAAUAAUGCUUUCAAAUUUUAGUAACUGUCAUAAAAGUCUGAUAGCGUAAAAUAUUCUAAUUACAUAUUAAAUCAGUUCUCUGAUAUUGCUUCAUAUAGCGAUCAUUUUUAUCAUUAUUGUCAAAAAUAAGACACUAGUGGUUCUAUGUUAUUAGCUGAAGGCGAUUCUUCAGGAUGCGGUGAACUUAAAAUUCCGUAAGCCCUAAAGUUCAUUGUAUUAAACUAAAACGUCGCCUUAGAAAAGAAUUUAAAUAGCAAAGACCUUAAAUUGGUUCAAAAUAUGGAAGUAAUGAAAAGAGGGCACAAAGACUGAUGAUAUCAAAAUCUCUUGUUCCUAAAUACGGUUCUAAAAAUUCUGCAAUAGAACCAUAUGGCAACAAUUCCAGUCCUAGUCAGUGUGCAUUUGAUAAUUUAAAGGUUUUCUAAACGUGAAUUCUUUUUGCAAAACUGACACUGCAGAAAACAGAAGCCCGCCGACUAUUAUUGUUCCUAUUUUGCAAUAAAAUAUACAGGCAGACUGAGUAGAAAUUGAAAUAAAGGACAGUUUGAAUUACGCUGAUUUUAAUUUAAUUUGCGUAAUUUAAUUAAUUCAAUUAAGUAAGUCAUCUAAUAGUAUGUGACAUUGUAUGCAAUAAUACAGUAUUUUAAAAUUCCAUAUAUGAAUCUAAUGGAGUUCUAAAUAUUCUAGUCAUCAUACUGAGAGAUAAUCUUUUACUAGAAUUUAAAAGGCUAGUGUACAAAAGUGUAGCUGCGCUAGUGUAAUAUAUUCUCUUAUCAAACAUAUCAGCAGGAAUUUUAAUUUACCCUCAAAAGUAAUUCAAAAUUUUCCAGCCACAUUCUACAGAACCUUUAGUCUGAACUUGAAGUUUCAAUUAUUUGGUAUCGUUUAAUUUUACCAUACGAAUUAAAAUUCAUAUUUCUUCGAAGUACUUCAUUUUUGAACAAAAUCAUCAUGAAAGUUAUAAGCAUUCGGAGCAAUGUCACCAUUACUUUGACAUUUAACCUUCAUAUUCGACUCAACAACAAUCAAAAUACUGCUAAUUUUUAUAAGGAGUUAAAAUCCGUCUACAGAGUAAUAUAUGUUACAUAUAAGAGCAAAUGGGAAAAUGUUUUAACUUUGGUGUACAUAAUCAGAGAAGAUCGAUCAGAUAAACACUAGUUAUGAUAUAAAAAUAAAAGAUAACUAGUUUAUCUUAUUUUAAUUAAUAAGCGAAAGACAUCAGGUCCUUAAAGUAGUUGAACUUUGGUUACUUGUUGCAGGUUGUAGUUAUUUUCCUUAUUUAUUAAAAACAUUAUAUAUAGUAUAUGUAAUGAGCCUUUGAUGUAUAAAGUAGUUGAAUUAUGUUGUUAAGUGAAAUCCAUUACUCAUUAAAAUGCAAACUGCAUCCUAAGUUUUAAUUUCACCAUUAUGUUUACUUCAACAGCGAAGCUGAUUAGCUGAUUAAGAAGAUUUUCUGUAAAAUGCAGUCAUGCAUUUAAUUCUGUCUUUUGUGUCAAUUGCUGUAAUUUUUGUGCAUGAAACUCUGUUCCCUAGGUGAAUUCGUAGUACGCUUACAUAUGACUUUUGCAACUAUAACUAAACCAGUAUCAUACUACAAGAAAAACAACCAGGUAAUACAACGCAAGCGUUAGAAACUACUUCGGAUUUUGUUUAUAUUUUUCAGGUAGACAUUUUGCAUCCUGAACAUAUGAAGUAUUCUGUGAUUCUCAAAAGUAAAUUUUUAAUUGACUUUAUUUUCAUCUGUGAUCAUAUAAAACUCCUAAUUUUAAUUGUAUCAUAAUAUGUCUCACAUAGAAUAUUGUAAGAAAUAUAUGAUGUAAAUUUUAAUGCUGCUAGUAAAUAAAUAAAAAUAUCAUUGGUUACUGAA